AUGCGGGUGUUCAAAUGGAGCCCAAAUUUUGAAGCAGAAAAAGAAUCGUCGAUUGUCCCGAUUUGGAUCUCUUUUCCCAAUUUAAAAGCCCAUCUUUAUGAGAAAUCGACAUUGCUGUUAAUUGCUAAAACUAUGGGUAAACCUUUGUUUAUUGAUGAGGUGACUGAUAAUGGUUCUCGGCCUAGUGUAGCUCGAGUUUGUGUGGAAUAUUAUUGCAAGAAUGCUCCGGUUGAAGAGGUUUGGAUUGUGAUCAAAUAUCAGGUCACUAGGGCUAUUAUUAGAGGCUACGCACAGAGAGUUGAGUUUUCAAAAAGGCUUGAUUAUUGUGAGCAUUAUUGUCAUGUGGGACACUUGACUUCAACGUGUUUGGUGUUAGGCAAUCGAUUAGAAAAUCUAAGGAAGCCACCGGGGAAUAAGACUUUGAGAGAUGAUGGAAAAGAGCUGCAAAAGAGAGAUGCAAAUUUGCUACAAAAAGAAGCAAAAAGAACAAAACCGUUGAUGGAAGUCUAG
This is a messenger RNA of Theobroma cacao (cacao), 510 nucleotides long. The record is from RefSeq and is a predicted model, not a curated record. Lineage: Eukaryota; Viridiplantae; Streptophyta; Magnoliopsida; Malvales; Malvaceae.